AUGGAUAAGGCCAUUGAUGUAUGGAAUAAUCUCAUAGAAAGAUUUUCACAGAAUGACAUAUUCGGAAUUUCUGAUUUACAAGAUGAUGUUACCAAGAUUCAACAAGGAGAUAGAACAAUAUCAGAAUAUUUUACACAUCUCAAAACACUAUGGGAUGAACUAGAAAGCUUGCAGCCUUUGCCAACAUGUGUUUGUGGUGCUCUUAAUCCAAUCAAAGAAAUUCGAGAACGUGAUUAUGUCAUCAGAUUCCUCAAAGGACGGAAUGAACAAUUUGAGCAUGUCAAGACACAGGUAAUGCUACUAGAACAACUUCCAAAUAUUAACAAAACGUUUUCUUUGAUAGUCCAGCAAGAAAAAAGGUUGAAUCUUGGAGUUAUUUCAAAUGAGCCAAUUGAAAAUCAAGCUAUCAUCAAUUUAGCUGAGCAACAAAGGCCCACAUUUCAAAAUCGAGGUGAACGUAUCAAUGGUGAAAGAUUCAAUGCAAGACGUGGACGUGGCAACAAAUUAUGUGUUCACUGCAAGCGCGCAAAUCAUACAGUGGAUACAUGCUACAUUAAGCAUGGUUUUCCACCAAGAUAUCACUCAUUUAAAGGAUCAAAUGUUGGACCACAUUCUGCAAAUAUAAUAAAUCAAGAAUCUCAAGAUGCAGAGAAGAGUUUUCUUGAUAAUCAAAACCAGUCUUCUGAUAUGAAGAUCACAAAGGAGCAAUAUCAAGAUCUAAUGCACUUGCUUAAAAGAUCCAAAGAAGGAGAACAUUCAAGUUAUAUGACUAACAUGAUAGAAGCUUCAGCCUUUAAUGCAGAAAUAUUCAAGAGGCAAUAUUGGUUUUACUAG
Messenger RNA from Gastrolobium bilobum, 834 nucleotides. RefSeq lists its product as uncharacterized. The transcript has a single exon. The coding region runs from base 1 to 834 and encodes 277 amino acids. The record is from RefSeq and is a predicted model, not a curated record. NCBI's taxonomy places the organism in Eukaryota, Viridiplantae, Streptophyta, Magnoliopsida, Fabales, Fabaceae.